AUGGCGAUGCUGCAGACGCCGAGCAAGUAUGUCACUCUAGUAUCAGGUGAUGGCUUCGAAUUUGUCGUCCUGCGCGAGGCUGCCAUGGUGAGCCCUAUCAUCAAGGGCAUGUUGGAUGUGCGAAACGUCUUGAGUUCAAUUCAGCUCACAGCAGGUGCAGGCCAGUUCGCCGAGGCUAAGGAUGCACGCUGUGUCUUUCAAGAGAUGAGUGGCAUGGUUCUCGACAAAGUGGUCGAGUACUUCCACUACUGGUACCGUUACCGAAAUAGCGAUGAUGUUCCCGAUAUGGACAUUCCCGUAGAACUGUGUUUGGAACUUUUAGCUGCGGCUGACUACUUGGGGCUGGAUCAGUAA
Metarhizium acridum CQMa 102 is the source of this 354-nucleotide messenger RNA. The record is from RefSeq and is a predicted model, not a curated record. Lineage: Eukaryota; Fungi; Ascomycota; Sordariomycetes; Hypocreales; Clavicipitaceae.